Ictidomys tridecemlineatus (thirteen-lined ground squirrel) is the source of this 10090-nucleotide messenger RNA. The record is from RefSeq and is a predicted model, not a curated record. NCBI's taxonomy places the organism in Eukaryota, Metazoa, Chordata, Mammalia, Rodentia, Sciuridae.
CCCCGCGCCCGCGGCGCCCCGCGACCAGGAUGCGCUACGCAGACCCCUCCGCCAACCGGGAUUUGUUGGGGAACCGAACUUUGCUCUUCAUCUUCAUCUGCGCCUUCGCCUUGGUGACCUUGCUGCAGCAGAUCCUGUAUGGCAGGAACUACAUCAAGAGAGGCCUCCAGUUUGGUUGGCAGAGUGGUGACCAGCUGGCCAAUUGGACGGGGCUCUUUAAUGUCACCGACAACCCAGCAGUGCAGAGCAGCAGUGACUCCAGUUCCAGGUACUUUGAAUUUUACGAGGGGCCUUUUGAAUAUAACUCCACAAGAUGCCUGGAGCUGAGGCACGAGAUACUGGAAGUGAAGGUGCUCUCCAUGGUGAAGCAGUCGGAGCUGUUCGACAGGUGGAAGAGCCUCCAGAUGUGCAAGUGGGCCAUGAACAUCUCCGAAGCCAACCAGUUCAAGUCCACUCUGUCCAGGUGCUGCAAUGCCCCAGCCUUCCUCUUCACCACCCAGAAGAACACGCCACUGGGCACGAAGCUCAAGUACGAGGUGGACACCAGCGGCAUCUACCACAUCAACCAGGAGAUCUUCCGCAUGUUUCCCAAGGAUAUGCCCUACUACCGGUCCCAGUUUAAGAAGUGUGCGGUGGUGGGCAACGGAGGCAUCCUCAAGAACAGCCGCUGCGGGAGGGAGAUCAACAGCGCUGACUUUGUCUUCCGGUGCAAUUUACCCCCCAUCUCAGAGAAGUAUACCGUGGAUGUGGGGGUGAAGACAGAUGUCGUCACGGUGAACCCCAGCAUCAUCACGGAAAGGUUCCACAAGCUGGAGAAGUGGCGGCGGCCCUUCUACCGCGUGCUGCAGGUGUACGAGAACGCGUCGGUGCUGCUGCCCGCCUUCUACAACACGCGCAACACCGACGUGUCCAUCCGAGUCAAGUACGUGCUGGACGACUUCGAGUCGCCGCAGGCCGUCUACUACUUCCACCCGCAGUACCUGGUCAACGUGUCGCGCUAUUGGCUCAGCCUGGGGGUGCGCGCCAAGCGCAUCAGCACCGGCCUGAUUCUGGCCACCGCGGCGCUGGAGCUGUGCGAGGAGGUGCACCUGUUCGGCUUCUGGGCCUUCCCCAUGAACCCCUCUGGCCUCUACAUCACCCACCACUACUACGACAACGUCAAGCCGCGCCCCGGCUUCCACGCCAUGCCCUCCGAGAUCUUCAACUUCCUGCACCUGCACAGCCGCGGCAUCCUCCGCGUGCACACGGGCACCUGCGGCUGCUGCUGAUGCGGCCACGCCGGCUGCCCGCCCACAACCGAACCACCUCUCCUCCUCUCUCUUCUGGCGGGACUGGGGGCGCUUGGCCUGGCAGUGCAGGGACCUGGUGAGCAGGCUGUUGCUCUCUCAAGUAAUUCAGCUUUGUGCUUGGGUCCUGGGGCUGGAAGUCAGGGCUGGGGUGCUCUGCAGGGUGCUUUCUGCUGGGCACAGCCCCAAAUCAGGGGCCUCGGGAUUGCAAGUGAAUGAAACACAUUUCCCCUCAAUUUUAGCUUGUGAGAGAGCACAGACUGAAGUGGUCUUGUGGCUGAAGGAUGACCCUAAGGACCAGAGGGAGGAAAUAGGACAUCUGAGCACAGUCAAGAUUUCAUUCAGGCCUUUGGAUUCUUGACUUUUAUACCAAGGACUAGCCAUGGAUUAUCAUCUCAGAGCUUAGAGGCCAACCAGUGGCCAGAUCUUCCAGUGAAGAAAGAGCCGUUCAGAGCUCUUGGGGUGAGCACCCCAGCUGCACCUAGUGGAGACCUGGGUUACUAUCUUCCCUGAGAGCCGGUGGCCAAAGACAGCCACACCUUUUCAAACACACCCUGGGACACACACAGUCUUGGUGCCCCUAGGUUCCAUCCUGCAUUUGACCUCUUGAUGAGAAGGAAAUAAAACUGGCCAGCCAUUUGCACUAAGGUUUCCAAGCCAAUGCUAUCGACUCAAUAAGUGCUUAGCAAUUUGCUUCCUCUUCUGUCUCCCUAUUUUCAGCUCCAUUUUAUCCAGGAGUUAUUUAUAAAGAUGCGUUCCUCUUGAUGUUCCUGAAUACUGCAGAAUCCUGCUAUACUGUGUUCCUGAAUGGGGACAAUCAGCUGGAAAAUGCUGCCUUGUCACAUGAGCUUAGUGACUGGAAGCAAGCAAGGUGGGGCCUCAGACACCAGCAUCCCUGAGGUUUCUGCCAGGAAGGCGGGGACCCCCCUGCAGUGUGGGCCUGAUGUCUUCACCACAGGGACUCAUGGGGCCUGGGCUUCUGAGAAUCAGCUGUGCCUAGCCUGAGAGGGGUCCCUUGUCAUUUCACAUCGGAAAUCCUUCCCUCUGCUUUCUCCUCCCCCCAGGGGGUUCCACCAUGAAUGUGAUUGUGCCUAACAGACUCUGCUGGGGAAUUGCCUUAGAGCAUAGCUGUGUAGAAGCAAAGAUGUUAGUGCUGGGAGGCUUCAGCCUGCCCAUCCAUCUCCUCCUUUCCCUCUCUUGCCCUCUCCUUCCCUUCUGUCCUCUCUUUCCUCUUCCCUUCUUCCUUUUUUCCCUCCCUCCCUCAGACAUUUCUGGAGAAGAACCUGUUCUGGUCUUUGAUUGACCUUGGGCAGACUAGGGGUGGGGGGUAGGGGGUGGUGACAAAGGCACCAUCCCUGUUUCCGAAGGUGGAGGAGGAUUACACACAUACUGCAGUCCCACAUGUGAGCACAGCAGGGAGGGGACCCCCUACCUGAUCACCUCAUUCUUCAGGCAGAGCUGCAGGGCAACCUGAGAGACAGAAAACACGGACCUGGAAGGAUCUCAAAGGCCAUUUGUCUCAUUUAAGGAAACAGACCCAGAAUAGGGAAGUGGCCUGGGUCAAGUCAUGCUUGGGGCUCUACCAAGGGCCUGCUGAGGACAAAGCCCUCUCUGGGGGCUGUCUGGGCAGGAGGUGGGCGUGGAUAGGGCCAGAGCCUUGGUUGGUGGGAUACCAGGAUCCCCACAGACAAGGAUGUUGGGAUUGAAAUUUGCGCCAGCCAGGGUCCUCAUAGGACCUGGGGAUGAAGCAUCCUGGUCCAUCCCAUGUUGGAGUUAGGACACUGGGCUUAUGGCUGUACUUUCUGCCUGUGGAUCUUAGGACACGUCCCUGCUCCCUUCAGGAUCUUGGUUUCCUCAUCUCUGCCAGGAGAGGUUUAGAAAAUAUAUCUGAGGUCUCUACAAUCUCCAUUUCUUCCUUUGGUGCUUUACCACUGAGCUACAUCCCCAGCUCUUUUAUUUUUUUAAAUUUUGAGAUAGGGUUUUACUAAGUUGCUUAGGGCCUUGCUAAGUGGCUGAGACUAGCUUUGAACUCCCGAUCCUCCUGCAUCAGUCUCCUGAGUGGCUGGCAUUAUAGGUGUGUGCCACUGCAUCCAGCACAAUCUCCGUUUUUUUGAGGUGUUUGUGAUGUAUGGAUCUAAGCCAUAAAUAUUUACUUUUAUAAUAGUUAAGACUGACCACACUGUCAUCGUGUGCCAGGCACUAUGCUAAGCCCUUUCCCUGCAUGAUCUCCUAUCGUCAUCACAAGACCCCUCAGGUGAGGAGGCUCCCAUGAUGCAGGGGAGGAGACUGAAGGUCAGGGUGACUUGGAAACUUGCUCACAGUCAGAUUCCCAGCGGAGGCACUGCACCUAGGUCUGUGGAGCCCCAAAUCCUGCCUUAGCUCCCCAGCUACUGUCACCAGGGCUUGAACAUGAGGACUCCAGACCAAGAUGCCACUGCAGGGUGGUGCUAGGCCCUGUUCUAGGGUCAGAUGCUCUGGGAGGCUGUCCUGGGUCUAGGCACAGCCUCUGUUUGUGGGUGCCUCUCCCCAGCCCUGCCACCUGCAGCAGUACUAAGCCACUUUCAGUGGCCUUGAGGGUAACUGAGGUGGUCUCCAUGUUUUUCAGGUGAGGAAAGAUUGCCCAGAAAGCAUACACAUUAAGUGACAUCAUGAUUGACUUGCCCAGGGCCACAUGGGCAGCUAGAGGUUCUGCUGGGACUCUCCCCAGCCUCCUGACUUACCACCUUCUCUCUCCUGCAGCCAGUGUUUGUAGGAAAAUACAUUAUUUCAAAGGUGAGAGACCUGGGCAUUGACUCUGGACGCCCUCUGCCACAUUCCUGUACAGCCCUGUCACAGUGCAGUACAGACUACCAGUUCAAUUUAUAUUUAAGGGACAUUGAUUUCCCACGGACAAAACAACCACCCAGUCUUCCUUUGUGCUCAAUCUACUGCUCCGGGCUUGAAAGGCAGCAAAACCAGCUCAUGGCUCCGUGCUUAGCCAGGCAGAAAGGAAGGUGACCCAAGGUCAGGCAGGCCUCUGGGACCAAGUCAGUGAUGCGGCAGCAGCAACUCUGCUCACUGAUCGGCUGGUGCUGCAGCGGGCAGAGCAGCUUGGCAUUGUCCUGACUGCUGAGCGUUGGGGUAAAGCAGAGAAGUGCUUCCUGACCCCGGAGGGAAAGCAGAGCGUGCCCCAGCCUGGCAUUCUCUGUGUCUUCCUUGAGUGCUUAUUUUGUGCCAGGCCUUGAGCAAAGUGUAGACCCUGUUCUCCUGGUGACACAGUCUGGUGUGCGUGCACAGCUGUUGAGUGAAGCAUCCCACCAACACUUAGAAGCUCACUGUGCAGAGUGCUGUGAAAUCCAGGUUCAGAGACAAUCACCUGGUGUGUGCUUGCAGAAGUUAACUCUGAAUCCCGGAGGGUGCAGCAUAAAGAUUGUCAUUAUCAAAUAGGGCCUCUAUCUCAGGUCUCCUUGACAGCAGCAUGACAUUUGAUGCACUUGGCCCUUCUGGUCUUCUCGGAGCUGUCUGUGUUUCCUAACAAACCAUUCUUCCCUGAUGUGCCUCCUGCCUCUCUGAAUGCUCCUCCUCAAGCUUCUUUGUGAAUCCUCUUCUGUGAAGCUUCCUCAGGGUUCUCUGCUCUUACUAGGAGCGCUCCUGCAGAAAUCUCAUCUCCUCACAGCCUCCAGUUCUCCUGUCCCCACUUCUUACCCUGGGAGCAUCAGAAGCAUUCCCCUGGGGCCCCCUGAGUGUCCACACCUCAGCAGCUUCUCAGACCCCAACCUGUUCUUGACUGGUAUAGUUAAAAGAACAAUCUGGAAUCAGAGUCUCUUUCCAUUGCUUAGUAGCUAUGUGACCUGGGGGAGUUCCAGAAGCCCCUGGAGGCUCUGAUUCAUCAUCUGAAACAUGAGAACCAGACUCCAACCUGAUCAGCUAUUGCCAAGAUCAAGUGCCACUGUGUUGGGCCAUGCCUAGUUCAAGGCCUCACAAACUGGACUCUCAGUAGGCACAGGUCCCUCUGCCCCAAAUCUGGCUCCACUUCGACUCUUCCUUCUUUAGUCUCUGUUUAUUAGUUCACUAAAUCUUGUCAAUUACAGCUUGGAAAACCCCCUAGAGUUCAUUCCCUCCCUGUAGACCGGCUCUUGUCCUAAUUUAGAUCCCUCUGGCCGAUCUUUUUGCUGUCAGAGAAUUACCACCUGAAAACACCUUUUGUGGGGCCCAUUGCCUACCUGUGCUGUGAAGUCCAGGUUCUUUACCAAGUCAUGCAGGCCACAUUCCAAACUGGCUCCCUCGCCUUCCCAGAGACCCACCUGCUACCCUUCUUCCCAUGAUCCUCCAGGCACUGUGCCUUUGCACAUGCAGAUCCAAAUGCCUGGAACCAUGCCAUGCUCCUUCCUCCGGCUUCCUUCUUUUGAUCUGGCCACUUUUCCAGAUGAGGUCCAAUUAUGGGCCCUGCCAACUCUCUAUGGUCCUGGACCGGGCACUCUCUCCUCUGUGCUUCUGCUGUGAUCAGUGCUGACUCUGUUAGGACACCCUCACAACACACAGCCCCGGUGUCCAUGUCCUCGGUGGAAGGUCUGUUUUUCCCUAAGGGAAGACCCAGUAUCUGGCCCAUCUUUGUGCCCCUCACACUGGCACAGAGCCAGCUGGGGCUGUUCAGCACAUGCUCACUCCAGUAAGGAGGUCCUGCUUACCUCUCAAGCUCCAGCAGUGCAGGACACCCUGUUAAUAAACCGACUAACACCAUGGAGGAGUCAGAGCUGAGCACAGUUCUCUGCUCGUCAUUUUUUGCCUAGUACCUUCUAGGAAGGCGCAGACUCCCCUGCCCAUCCUGGGGAGCUUGGGACCCAAGAGCUGAACAUCAAUGGAGCUAGGGGGUGGGGGGCCUGUUGGGUCCAGCACCUCGUUUCUGCUUUUCCUUUUUUUAUUUUUUAAAUUUUUCUUCAUCAUCAUAAUCUUGCUCAUCUGCUUCUUGGUUGCUGACCAAUCUCUUUCUCUAGCUUAAGAAAAAGAAGGGAAAGGCAUGUUCUAUUUUUCUUUCUUUCCCUUUGUCCUCUUCUCACUCCCCUUGAGAUAAGUCAGGAUCUUGCGUUUCUGCAGCUGAAGGGCAGGAUCGGAUGCAGAAUACAAGGGAUUUAUCAACAGUGUUUCAAAAACUAGACUCAAUGCUUUGUUUUUGGCUGAGAAACAGAUGAGCUGAGCUUUUCAGAAUGUCUGCUCCAGUGGAAGGCCAGGGGCUCAUUCCCUGGGGGCUGUGGGUAGAGACAUCAUUCUGAGUUCAACACAUGCCCUGCUCCCAUCCCUCUGCAGCAAGGGAGCCUGGUUGUGACUCUGGGCCAGGUGAGGCCAGGCUAGGGGUAUGUGACUGGCCAGGGUGUGCUUUCUGCUAUUCUUGAGUGGUCUCAUCAAAAGAGGCCAAUCUGUGGAGAUGGAUUACAUCCAAGACAUUCCAGCAAGGCGGUGUGCUCCUCAAAGUCAUGUAGAUCUCCUGCAUCACGACCUGGGCGCUUGUUAAAAUGGUGAACUGAGAAUCUGGAGAGGGCGUGACACCAGGCAAUCAGCAUGAGCAACAUGUCCAGGGGUCCUUGAGCAUACUCCUGUUGUGGUUCUGUGGCUGCUGCCAUCGACUAGCAAUGUCUGGCCUAAAUUCCAGAGUGGAAUCUUGAGAAGAAGAUGAAAACAAGAAUUUGGCACACAAGGCCACUUCUACCUUUUUAUAUUUAAAUAUAAAAUAUAACCUGCAAUUAACCUAGCAACAAAAAUCAAAUGCUUGGCGACCUAUAGCGUUGACAAAAUCUGUUUUGUCUCAACACUCACAUAGAUUUCUUUCUCUUUUUAAUUGUGGUAAAAUCCACAAUUAUGGGUAACAUAAAAUUGAGCAUCUUGAUCAUUUUUCAGGGAACAGUCCAGGCAUGUUAAGAUCAUUUGCUUUAUGGUGCAACCAAUCUCCAAAAACUCUUCUUAUUUUGCAAAAUUAAAACUUUAAACCCAUUGAAUGUCAAUGCACUUUCCUCUCCCUCCCUGCCUGGCAACCAACAUUCCAUUUUCUGUCUCUAUGACUUUGUCUGCUCUAGGUCCCUCAAGUAUUUGGAAUCACAGAAUAUUGUCUUUUUGUGACUGGCUCAUUUCACUUAGCAUGAUAUAUCAAAGACUUCCUAAGUUUAAAGAAUCGCUAAGGCAAAGCUGCUUUCAAAUGACAUUAAUAGUGUUCCUUCAGCAGAAUUCUGAUUUUUGUAUUUGCUUUGAGCAGCUGUCCUGAGCCCUCGGUCAGCCUCUGGCUUCUGGAGAUCUGGGCACCUGGGUUGAGGGCAAGUGCAAACCUAGUCUUGCUUGGCCAGUGGGGCUCAGCUGUCCUUGCAGCUGCGUCGUUAGUGACAAGAGUGUUUUUAAAGGUCUUUAGAUAUUUUCUCUUGCAGAAUCUCUUUUGUGAUUUUUUUUUUUCAAAAAGAACAAUUUACACAAUCAUGACAGCUCUUGGCCACCAAAGCCAGAACUCAGUGACUGUCUCCUUCCCGUUGGAAGAUGCUUCCUUUGGCAAUGAAGUCUUGCGUGUCCUUCAGCUGAAUGAUCUUCUUGGCUUCGGAGUGUGCCUCCUAUCUCCUCUAGAACUGUGGUUCUCAAUCCUGGGUGUACUUUAGAAUUGCCAGAAUUCUUUUAAAAAUAAUUCCUAUGCCAGGUCCUCUCACCUUACUUAAAAGAUCAGAGAAUCUGUUUCAGUUGUCUUGCGGUUGGCAGCCAGAAUCCUCACCUUAAAAGAUCUCCCGGGGUGGGUGGUUCUGUUGUGUAAUGGUUGGGAAUCUUCUCCCACAAGCAGAGGGCCUGUGCUUUGGCUGUAUACCAGAGUCAUCUGCAGAGCUUUAAGAAAUUCUCAAGAGACCCCACCCCAAGAAUUUCUGAUCUGAGAUGUGACCUGGGCUAUUAGGGUUUUUCAAAUUUUCCAGGUAUUUCUAAUCUGUAGCCAGGACUGGGGACUGCUAUUCCAGAUCUGUAGUUCUCAAACUUGAGCCUGUGUCAGAUAUCUUUAGAGAGCUCAGUGGCUUUGGGCCGCACUAGAGUUUCUGGGUCAGUAAGGCUGGGCGGAACCUUUCGAGCAAGUUCCAAGCCACGCUGUGGCCAGCCCAGGGACCACACUUCCAGGAUCACUGCCCUGGAUGGUCUUUUAAUGACAGUGCCCCCUCCCCACUCCAUAUUCUUUUUUCUGGUUUGGGAUUUGUUUCCUUCCCUCAAACCUGAUUCAGACUUGAGACUUUUAAAGGUCCCAAAUGGCUUUUUUUUUUCUUCAAAAACAUUUUAAACAAGUAAAUAUUAUAAAGUCUUUUAAAAGCAAAGUGACAGAUUUCUCCCCCUAGGAUUCAGAGGCUCAGAGUAUGCCUGGAUUAGGCAUUCAUCCAUGCCUAUUAGGAUUAAGGUGCAUUUUGUGAUCCAGAAUUAAGGGAUUGGUGACACUUUGUGGCUAGUGCUGGGGUGGGAUCUGAGUACCACACUGUACCCUCUGGCAUAGGGAGGCCCAACCUGUCCCACCUGGGUGAGGACCCAGCCUUCUGACUCAGGCCCCAUGCUCUGCCUUCCCUGUACACCUGUGCAAAACUAUCAAGGCAGGUGGCAGUGAGGGAACAUGCAAGGGAGGCCACCUGCCUGGCUGGUCGGUGGUACCUGGUUUCUGCCUCCAUCUCUCUCCACUGUACCCAGGGGUGAGUUCCCUGAUCUUCCCUCUGAAGACGUCCCAGCAGGGAGAGGACAUCAACCCCCUGAAGCUCAGAAUUCCACUUCAACCACAAAGUUUACAAGAACCCUUGAAGAUCUUGACAGUUUAUUAAAGGAGAAAUGGUUACUGGUUUAUUAAUAUGAGGUAAAACACCCUCACUUCCCAGGACUACUUACCAGCACGUUCCCAGGUCACCGAGGACUCCAGUGAAGGACUGUGAGACCCCAUUAAAGCUGUGUAUCAAAGGCCAGUUUGCAAACAACAAAACCUCAUGACCUUCACUUCAAAUUCAAUUCUAGUGAACUUGGCUCUAGUUUCUAUAAAUAGAGCAAGCUAAGAGAAUGGCAGCAGAUGCUAGGUGUAUAGACGUAGCAAGAAGUGGCAGCUAAUGGUCUCACAAUGAAGGUGGAUCCAUGCAUCUCAGAAGCCACAAGCCAACCGAGGCAGUGAGCGCUGCAUCCCAAUAAGCAGACAGUGGGCUGCUCAGAGGGUCAUCUGGAGUCAAUCCCCUGCCAUCUUCUCCCUAGAUACAGCCAGGACAGAUGAGGAUGUCAGCAGAGGAGCUGUGGAAGUGCUUGCCCUGGGGCCAGUUGCUGAUCUCUGUACCUGGUGUGGUUCAUUCAGGCUCUCCGUGUUUCCCAGAGGGCUUCCAUGAAUGCAGCCCGAGGAGUUGGUGGCAGCAACUCACCUCUGAGCUGCCUCCAUUGGUUCCUGCUCCAACCUUCUCUGCUCUCCUCUCCAGGAGCCAAGUCACACUGCCCGCUUCUCCACAGGGCCUGCCCCCUGGAGAAGGAAAGGGAGGACCGAGGUAGCUCUUGCUGGGAUGCUAGAAGCCCCCUCUUGUCCAGUUGAUCAGCUUUCCCUGGCCCUGGAGAGAAACGCUGAGCCAUUCUGAGAGCCUUGGGGGAGGGGGCCCUGCAGCGCUGGCCUAUUUUUAUGCAAAUGUGGCUUUGGAAGCUUUGGUUCCUACAAACUCCUGUAGCAUAAUUUUAGCUGCGUGUGAUUCUGCAGUGAUGGCUGGAACCCUAGACCUAAAAACAUCAUCAGGGUAUUUUGUGUCUAUCAGUCACUGGGUUUGAAAGACCCUCAAUUUCUACCCAAUAAAGCCAGUCAAAUGGUUCAUCUA